AUGCUCCCACUUUCGGUGAAUGGUCUCAGCCAGACGCAUGGAAAAAACUUCAUGACUCCAUCACUAAUAAUUUCACCUUUGCCUCCUUCAACACCUACCAAAUCAUUCCUUUACACCUCCAACACACCACACCCACAAUCGCUCAAAUCCAUACCAUGGCCCGCAAACCCUGCGCAAAACCCAAACCCCAACCAGCCAUCAACCAAUCACCGCCAGAGCCAGAAGAUCUAG
Molecule: messenger RNA, 231 nt
Organism: Puccinia triticina
Lineage: Eukaryota; Fungi; Basidiomycota; Pucciniomycetes; Pucciniales; Pucciniaceae
Exons: 2
Coding region: 1-231 (76 amino acids)
Source: RefSeq, a predicted model, not a curated record